GACUCGAUUUUGAUGGAAAACAAUUCUCAAGAUUCGAUUUGUCCGUAACUAGCCGAAAAGUGCCCAAAUCAUGGCGAACAAUACCACAAGUUUGAAUAUCACAACAGUUGGACGGCGUGCCUCUCCAUGUGCCUUUCGUAUCUUUACCAAUACUGAAAACUGGAUUCAAGUGUCCUCCUUCUUCUUUAUUAUCUUCUUCUCAAUCAUUGGCAAUACCAUCGUGAUUACGAUAAUAAAGAAAAAUAAACGCAUGCACAUUCCAACCAAUUUCUUCAUCGUCAACUUGUGCGUUGUCAACUUGGUGAUCGUGUUACUCAACACAAUACCGGACAUUCAGGGCAGAAUAGCACCAACCCUUGGAUUUGCUGUCAGUGGUUGGCCGGGUACGAUUCUGUGCAAGUUGCAGGCAUUCUUCUCAUCAUGUACCAUCAAUGCCGCAAUUCUUACACUUGCAUUCAUUGCAGCCGAUCGAUUCAUUGCCAUAUAUUUUCCCCUGAAAAGAGUGAUCAAUUCUCGCAAGGCAAUCGGGCUCAUCGUCGCGGCAUGGUUGGUUCCUGCAUUGCCAGCUUCCAUCUUUCUGUACGUAAAUAAGCUAGUUCAAUUCCGCGGCAUUACCUAUUGUGUUGAAAUGUGGCUACCAGCUAUUCCCAUGUAUAUUAACACCAUCUACACGACGGCCGACUUCGUCGUCUUCUACGCCUUACCACUGCUAGAAAUCAUCCUUUUUUACGUUGCCAUCAUCUACAAAGUAUGGAUGCGAAAGAUUCCAGGACAGGUAACGACAGCUAACCAGCAACUGGAGCUGAAAGCGAAACAGAACGUGCUUAAGAUGCUUGUCCUGGCGGCACUGACGUUCGCAUUGUUUUGGCUUCCUACGAAAGUUAACAUCAUGAUUUCAAUUUACAGCAGCGCGCGAUGUUUGCAAAAUCCAACAUCUCAUUUCUUGUCACUUUUCUUCGCUUCCAUUAAUUGUGCCGUGAAUCCGCUCAUCUACUUAACAUUCAGUCGGGAUUUUCGAAAAAGCUUCAAAGCUAUUUUUCACUGCCUGCCUUGUUUUACUGGAGACGAGCCUCCUCGCGCAAACAGCAGCCGGUCCAUGGAAGUAACCGAGAUGUCCCAUUCUGGAAGGCAUAGUGGUCUUAGUCUAAGGAGUUUCAAAAGGAUAGAGACUAGCUAAAGUUUAGCAACAGCGCAGGUAAAAAAACGUUAUUAAAAU
Molecule: messenger RNA, 1216 nt
Organism: Orbicella faveolata
Lineage: Eukaryota; Metazoa; Cnidaria; Anthozoa; Scleractinia; Merulinidae
Product: G protein-coupled receptor 83-like
Biological process (GO): G protein-coupled receptor signaling pathway
Cellular component (GO): plasma membrane
Molecular function (GO): G protein-coupled receptor activity
Source: RefSeq, a predicted model, not a curated record